AUGGACUUCGCCUCGUUGAUGAGCAAGGAGCUCGGCAAAUCCAAGAAACCAACCUCCGGCGCCGGCGACUCCUCGACAAAGAAAUAUCAACGCCGUGCAGAGAUCGAAGCCGAACGACAAGCCGCCUACGAGGCCGAACAGAAACGUCUCAACGAUCAGAGAGAAGCUCAGCUAACCGCCAAGCGCAAGGCUGAAGAUGAUGCGGCAGCGGAACGUGAGGCACGGGAGGAGAAGAGACGGAAAUUAGCUGAAGAAUCGCGCAGGAGACGGGAAGAUCAGGAAUGGGAGGAGGAGCAGGCUAGGCGAAAGCGCCUUGGCUUGAAGGAGAGGGCCAGGACCGUCUGCGAGGAAGGCGAUGGGGAUCGCGUCGCAGACGGAGAGGAGGACAUCGCCGAGGCAGAGCUCGUCGCCAAGCUGAGAGAAAUUGGACACCCUGUUUCUCUCUUUGGGGAGGGCCACGCUGCGAAGCUGCGGCGAUACAGGGCCCUGACUACGGUUGUUACCGACGGGCCGAUCCCUACGACACUAGAACCGGUCGAAGAGAAGGACAUGAAGGUCCACGCGGGAGACCCCGUUGACAAAGAUGCUCGCAAAAUUCUGUACAGGAAAUUGGCCAGUUACUUCACAAUGGUAUUGCGAGAGUAUCAACGAGCCAUGGAUGCUGAGAAGGAAGACACCACGGCCAGCCGGAAUGCCUACGCUACAAUGGUGCAGACACGAGAAAACCUCAAGCCGCUUUUCCGCAAGUUUGAGAAGGAUGACGUGGAGUCAUCUUUACUCAAGGCCAUCUCCGAAAUCGUACAAGCGUUACAAGAACGGCGUUACGUGGAUGCAAACGAUGGCUACUUGCAACUCAGCAUUGGGAAAGCCGCUUGGCCGAUUGGUGUGACCAUGGUUGGCAUCCACGAGCGUAGCGCUCGCGAAAAGCUUCACGAUGGCCAAAAAGGCCACGUGAUGGGUGAUGAAGUUACGAGGAAGUACUUACAGAGCAUCAAGAGGUGCUUGACGUUUGCGCAGGUGAGGUGGCCACCGACAGAUAUGCGCCAGUUGAUGGGCUGA
Molecule: messenger RNA, 1059 nt
Organism: Emericellopsis cladophorae
Lineage: Eukaryota; Fungi; Ascomycota; Sordariomycetes; Hypocreales; Bionectriaceae
Exons: 2
Coding region: 1-1059 (352 amino acids)
Biological process (GO): generation of catalytic spliceosome for second transesterification step; RNA splicing
Cellular component (GO): U2-type post-spliceosomal complex; U4/U6 x U5 tri-snRNP complex; U5 snRNP
Source: RefSeq, a predicted model, not a curated record